UGAAUGCGAAUUGAAGUUUUUGUGUUACUGAACCAACAAAGAUCAGUAACAUGAAGCUACUGUUGCUGUUUAACAACAAAAAAUGAUGAUCCAAUAUUUGUUUUGAUUCUGUAUUUUUGUGUGAUAACAUGGCGGCGGCCAGACCCCCUGGUAUCGAGUUUGACCAUCUGUGGACAGAAGGUGCUGAGUGCCUGACAUUGGAUUUUGGUCCUUUCGAGACGGUCCAUAGAUGGAGACGGAUGCCAGAGUGUGAUGAGUUUGUAGGGGCCAGGCGAAGCAAACACACUGUUGUUGCUUAUAAAGAAGCUAUCUAUGUGUUUGGAGGUGAUAAUGGGAAGAAUAUGCUGAAUGAUCUGCUAAGGUUUGAUGUCAAAGACAAGUCCUGGGGAAGGGCCUUCACCACUGGCUAUCCCCCAGCCCCUCGUUAUCACCACUCAGCUGUUGUCCAUGAGGGAAGCAUGUUCGUUUUUGGUGGUUACACGGGGGACAUCCAUUCCAACUUAAACCUCACCAAUAAGAACGACCUAUUUGAAUAUCGUUUUGCGACUGGACAGUGGGUGGAGUGGAAAUUUGAGGGUCGAUGCCCAGUCGCUCGUGCUGCCCAUGGUGCUGCUAUCUAUGAUUGGAAACUGUGGAUAUUUGCGGGAUAUGACGGGAAUGCAAGACUUAAUGAUAUGUGGACAAUUCCAUUGACAGAAAGUGCCAAAAAUUGGGAAGAGGUAAAUCAGACAGGUAACAUACCCCCUACCUGCUGUAACUUUGCCCUUGCUGUAGCUCGGGAUUCCAUGUACGUGUUCUCGGGACAAAGCGGUGCUAAGAUCACCAAUAAUCUCUUCCAGUUCAAAUUUGAUGCUCAAGAGUGGACUAGAAUCUCGACUGACCACAUCUUGCGUGGAGCUCCACCCCCACCAGAGAAGCGGUAUGGUCAUACGAUGGUAGCGUUUGAUCGCCACCUGUAUGUGUUUGGAGGAGCUACGGGACAAACCCUGCCUAAUGAGUUACACUGCUUUGAUUUGGACUCCCAGACUUGGUCAGUGGUGGAUCCCUCCAAUGACAGUCAGGUUCCUGCGGGUCGGCUGUUUCAUGCUGCGUCUGUGGUGUCAGACUCUAUGUAUGUGUUUGGAGGGACCGUCGAUAACAAUGUUAGAAGUGGGGAGAUGUACAGAUUCCAGUUUUCUAGUUAUCCAAAAUGUACACUGCAUGAUGACUAUGGACGACUCCUGGAAAGUCGACAGUUUACAGAUAUUGAUUUCAUCGUAGGAAAGGAGGAGGAAAUCAUUCCAGCUCACAUCACACUGGUGGCUGCUCGGUCACUAUGGUUACAAGGCAAAAUUCGAGUUGCCAGGCAACAGAAUUUAUUAGAAGAUGAACCAACAGAGAAGCAGGCCUCUAUACAGGUGAAGCUGCUUGAUGCUGAUCCUACAGCCUUCGCCAUGGUGUUGUCCUAUAUCUAUACAGACAAGAUCAUGCCUACAGGAGACAGACAGGAACACAGCAGUAACGAGGUGAUACUCCUGAUGAUGGACGUGUAUAGACUCUCUCUACAGUUCAAGAUGAGGCGUUUAGAGGAGCUAUGUGUUCAGUACUUAGAGGCCAGUAUCGGACACAAGAAUGUGCUUGUAGCACUACAGAAUGCUGCCAAGCUGAGUUUGGAUUUUCUCAAGGAAUACUGCCUGAGAUUUAUUGUAAAGGAGAGUAACUGUAACCUUAUUGUGAUGAGUAAGGAGUUUGAGGACAUCGACAAACCCCUAAUGGUGGAGAUCAUCCGACGAAAACUCUCCCAGCCAACCUAUGUCCGCAUGAUGCCCGACUCCCAACCAGAGCAUGUGUAUGAUCAGUCCCUAGAGAAGGACUUGGAGAUGUUUCUGAAGGGGAGCGGGGAGGAAUUCUGUGACAUCACCCUUCAGCUGGACGGUACACCCAUCAGAGCUCACAGAGCCAUCCUGGCGGCGAGGUGUAGCUAUUUUGAGUCUCUGUUUAGGUGGAAGCCUAAUGAUGAUACCAUCACAAUUGCGAUUGGGGAGAUGGUACCAUCCCGACAAGCUUUCAACAGCUUACUGAGGUAUAUUUAUUACGGGGAUGUGAUCAUGCCUCCAGAAGAUUCCCUCUACCUGUUCCCGGCUCCCUACUUUUAUGGCUUCUCAAAUAAUCGUCUACAGGCUUUCUGCAAACAUAAUCUGGAGAAAAAUGUGACAGUUCAAAAUGUGGUACAGAUUCUUGAGGCUGCUGACAAGAUACAGGCACUAGAUAUGAAGAAGCAUGCCUUGAAUCUGAUAGUACAUCACUUCACCAAGGUGGCUCGUCUACCUGAGAUCCGCAGACUCAGUAAAGACUUGUUACUGGACGUUAUAAAGGCACUGGCUGAUGAGAAAGGUGACCUAUUACUAUGUCAAGAUGUCUCCAUAGGCAGUCUCACAGAGCUCUGAUGUACAUCAUAACGCCCUGGCUGAUGAGAAGGGUGACCUAUUACUGUGUCAAGAUGUCUCCAUAGGCAGUCUCACAUAGCUCUGAUGUGUAGUAUAAGAUGUUAUAAAUAGGCUGUGAUUGUUUUUUUUUUUUUUGUUAAUUACUGGGAGUCAGAAGGUUUCAUAGCACUCUUUUGUAAAUUGCUAAUACUCUUAAUGUAGUAUACCAAUUUAUACGACCAGUCUAGGUGUAUUCAGAUUAAUACAUAUACAAAUUAGGAAAAAUAAACUUCAUUUAAUAAUUUUACAAAAUCCUCUUUAAAAUAAAUGUACCUGGUUCAAAUUAAUAUUUUUCUAUCAAUUUUUCAGCUAAUGAUACUUAAGCAUCACAAUAUAGUGUUAAAGACACCGUAACCUUGUAAUACUUUAAUUGAAUCUUGCAACAGCCUUUGCUUAAAGCUGUUACAAAGAUCCUGUCAUGUUACAGUACAAUGAAAUCACUGUAUGUCAUUAACCUGCAUUGCCAAGUACAUAGUUUGUCCUGCCAAAAUUUCAGUUUAAGUCUAUGUAGUGUUUAUAUUUUUGCUGGCUACAUGUAUGAAAUUUGGUGCUUAUGGAUCAUGAUUAUAAGGCCUAGAUAAGGUAAGGCCUUCCUAAGACCUUCCUAAGGUCUUCUUAGAUAAGGAAAGGCCUUCAUCAAUAAGGUAAAGCCUUAGAUAAAGUAAGGCCUAGAUAAGGGUAAGGCCAAGAUAUGACAUAAAGUAGAAAUAAUCUUAUUUUGUAAUAUGUUAAUAUGUUUACUUUUAUAUCAUAUCAAAAGAGAUAUUUGGUAUAACUUGGUAUAAAGAUUCACUUUUUUUGGUUGAACAAAAAAUUAAUAAAAAUAUUUCUUUUAACCAGAAGCUUUGUUUUUGCAAAUAUUGUUUUUAGUUUUUAAUUUCAAAACUAUCACUAAUUCAAUGCUGUUCGCUAUCUUUUUUAUUAUUUUUUUUUGUAAUGUUAUUGGAUCAAAUCAUCAAACUCAAUAGAACCACAUAAGUGAGACUGAUACUGUGGUUUCAAAAGCCAAAAUGAACAUUUUGAAGAUGUGACUGUAUGAUGUUACAAAUCAACAGACAAUGCAUCUUAGCUGCAUUAAUAUUAACUUACCUUAUGUAUUCUGGUUCAGUUUUGAAAACUGUUAGUAAUUGUACAUAUGUGUAUUAUAAAUGUACAUUGCACGGAGAGAGUUUCUUAUGUCAGAGACUGUUACAAUGGUAAAUGAUUAUAUAUUCCCUUCUUUAGUAUGUGACAUGAAAAAGUGCUAAAAAUAACUGUGAUAGAUAAUGUAUAAAAUAGCAAUCAUGUAUAAAUGUCAUCGCAUUCAUGUAUAAAUGUCAUCGCAUUCAUGUAUAAAUGUCAUCGCAUUCAUGUAUAAAUGUCAUCGCAUUCAUGUAUAUAUAUCAUUGUCAAAUCCCCAAAUAAAUUGUCAUAUGAAUCAG
Ylistrum balloti is the source of this 3886-nucleotide messenger RNA. Its product is annotated as leucine-zipper-like transcriptional regulator 1. Bases 129 to 2426 code for a protein of 765 amino acids. The transcript is spliced from 20 exons. Gene Ontology annotation, cellular component: Golgi apparatus. Gene Ontology annotation, molecular function: protein binding. The record is from RefSeq and is a predicted model, not a curated record. Lineage: Eukaryota; Metazoa; Mollusca; Bivalvia; Pectinida; Pectinidae.